This is a messenger RNA of Brienomyrus brachyistius, 3566 nucleotides long. It is a transcript of the gene pisd, whose product is annotated as phosphatidylserine decarboxylase. The record is from RefSeq and is a predicted model, not a curated record. Gene Ontology annotation, molecular function: phosphatidylserine decarboxylase activity. NCBI's taxonomy places the organism in Eukaryota, Metazoa, Chordata, Actinopteri, Osteoglossiformes, Mormyridae. Gene Ontology annotation, biological process: phosphatidylethanolamine biosynthetic process. The transcript has 8 exons. Bases 1124 to 2392 code for a protein of 422 amino acids. Gene Ontology annotation, cellular component: mitochondrion.
AUGCCACACAUAGCAGUGGGGAAAGCACUUUCCUGGGACGUGACUAAAGUUACACGCUGGACCAUCUGUGUUUUUUCUUUUUUUUUUGUCUGCUAGUGGCGAGAUAUUAAAGGCAGGAUUUCUGGGGGUGGGGGCAUGAAGAUAAUUGCCCUACAGUUUAAUGCAUGUGCAUGCAGCAGAAGAACAAGAAGGACAGUUUCUGUUUGCACAAUCCUGCUCUUCAGCUUAAUCCCGCAGUGAAAAUGUUUGGAAAGUGAAAUGCUUUUUGUUUCAUACUUUGUUGGCAUUGCAUCACAGCUGAGCCUCAGGCUUUAUUGUGUGUAGCGUAUCAGCUUAAAAAGCUAAUGGUGAAGAAGUUAUCGUCUGUCUACUUUCACAAACCUUGUGUAGAAAUAGGAAAACUCUGGGCUGACUGAAGUUUUUUUUCUUUUCUUUUUUUCUCCCCCGAGGAGGAAUUCUUCUAUGGGGUGACUUUACCCAGGAGGCUUUGUUUCGGUAAUGUGACAUCAUUGCUCUUCAAUCUGCCCGCCUCCCCAGUCUUAAAGGGGAUUUGCAUCUUCCCCAUUGUACUUCGUUUCAGGAUAAUACAGACCUGGAGGGUCUGUGCCUUUAACUAGUUUUGAAAAAUACUAGGAACUUCCGAAUGUACCGCUCACUGCUCACUUUGAGGGACUUAAGGAGAGGCACUUUCUGAGUUUGUGUUACUUGUAGCCGAUGUGUGUGUGUCUUACUUCUGAAGUAAAAGACUUGAGCUGUCCGUGACCCGCUCCUCUCCUCCCAUCUCCGCGGACGACGUCGGAAAGGCAGAGGACAAUUGCCACCCCACCCCCUCCGCGACCCCGGCACUGCUGCAGAAUCGCCUGGACAAAGGAGCCUGAGUGGCCCGGGCUGAGGAGUAGGAGGAGCAGAGAGGAGGAGCGGGGAGCGGAGGCGCCACCCAGGGGCCCACGUCACGUCCGGCGGGGGGGCUGAGGCUGAGCAGGGCGGCCGAGCGGCGCUCAGACGGGGGGAGAGACUCACAGGGAGAGGUGGAGGGGCGCAGAGAGCGAGCGAGCUCAGGGAUCAUGUGUCAGUGGAGCGUACAGCAGCAGCAGCAGCAGCCGCCCGCGCGGAGCCCGGGGAAAUGGUGAGAUGCUGCAGGUCUUUGCAUAGCCCGUCGCCGUGCUUCAAUCUGCACCGGGUGCGAGUUGAUGUGCGCAGGCUGCGGCUGCUCAGCUCCAGGGCAGCGGGGGCGGAGCAGGGGCCCGGCGGCAGCGGCGGGGCCGGCCAGGGCGUCUCGGGGGUCCCCGCCCUCAGCCACAGGACCCGAUUCAGGUUGCAGUUCCCCCAGCUGGCCUUGCGGCGGCGCCUGGGCCAGUUGAGCUGCAUGUCCCGACCCGCCUUGCGGCUGCGCUCAUGGCCGCUCUCCUUCCUCUACUACCUGCUACCCUUCGGAGUCCUCAAACCCUUGGCCAAGGCAGGCUGGCGGCCCACCAGCAGGGUCGCUCUGUACAAGUCCAUCCCGACGCGGCUACUGUCGCGAGCCUGGGGCCGCCUGAACCAGGUGGAGCUGCCAACCUGGCUGAGGAAACCCAUCUACAGCCUGUACAUCUGGACGUUCGGGGUGAACAUGAAGGAGGCUGCCGUAGAGGACCUGCACCACUACCGCAACCUCAGCGAGUUCUUCCGGCGCAAGCUGAAGCCCCAGGCGCGGCCCGUGUGCGAUUCGCACUGCGUGAUCAGUCCAGCCGAUGGAAAGAUUCUCCAUUUCGGGAGGGUGCGUAACUGUGAGGUGGAGCAGGUGAAGGGGGUCACCUACUCCCUGGAGACCUUCCUGGGGCCGCAGACCUGGGUGGAGAGUCUGGCCUCCAGCAGAAAAGUGGCCGAACCUAGCACCUUCCAGGACAUGCUGGUGACCAAGGAGGGCAACGAGCUCUUCCACUGCGUAGUGUACCUGGCUCCAGGGGACUACCACUGCUUCCACUCACCAACUGACUGGAGGGUGGCACACCGACGCCAUUUUCCAGGCUCCCUGAUGUCUGUGAACCCAGGCGUUGCGCGCUGGAUCAAAGAGCUGUUCUGCCACAACGAGCGCGUGGUUCUGUCUGGCGAGUGGACCCAUGGUUUCUUCUCUCUCACCGCAGUGGGCGCCACGAACGUGGGCUCCAUCCGCAUCUACUUCGACAAGGAGCUGCACACCAAUAGCCCCCGCUACAGCAAAGGUUCUUACAAUGACUUCAGCUACGUCUCCAAUGGCAACCAGGAGGGAGUGUGCAUGCGCAAAGGCGAGCACCUGGGCGAGUUCAACCUGGGCUCCACCAUCGUGCUGCUCUUCGAGGCCCCACGAGACUUUACCUUCAGCCUCAAGCCCGGCCAGAAGAUCCGAUUUGGGGAGGCACUGGGGACCAUGUGAGGGCCUGGGGUGUGGGGACAGCUGACGUGAGCGAACAAGCUGAGGCAGAAUGCGGACAUGCGCACAAGUGCGCGCUCAUGCUAACUAAGCGAGUAGCACAUGUGACCGCAUGCGUCGGCCUUGACGCCCUCCCCUCACUCUCACUCGCUCACUUGUACACACAGGGAUACUUACUUCCGCCGCAUCUUCGCCCAGGUCUCCCCACCUGUUUUUGACAUUUUUUUUUUAAAUGUUUACCAUAGUUAAACUAAUUUCUUGUACCACUUAACACAUGGAAAUAGAGAUUUUUUUUUGUUGAUAUCUCUAAUUUGGCAUUUGUUCUUUUUUUAACUGCACAAUGCCUUUGUCAGGAUGACUCUCUCCGUUGGGAGGGGGCGUGGGGGGGGGGUUCUGAAAAUUACGCUGUGUUUGCGCACAUACAGACUCGUCGUCGCCCCCUAGAGGCGAAUGGUACUGACCAGAGACAUGGGAUGGCCGACUCCUGUCUGCACGGCAGGAAUGAGCCGACUUACUUAAAUCAUCUUCUGUUACUUUUCCUCUGGCCAUCACUCUUUCCUCUUUUUUUUUCCUCUUUUUUUCCAUUUUGGUCUCCCUGCCCUGGAUACUUAGUGACACAAUAUCUCUCCCUUCCUUCCGAUGGAUCUGCUAGUCCACUGGAUGAAGACUUCGAACAGGAGGAAUAACCCCAGGAGAUGGCCACGGUACUCUCGUGCUGUACUCAGAGCCCAUCAAAUGCUUACCGUAACUGUCAUUCCCGUCUCCCAUUCCUCCCAGCAUUAGCAGCCGUGACUGAUUGUAAGACGAGCCCUAACCUUGGCCAAUCUCAUUACCCUGACGCUUAGCCGUGUCACUUCCAGUAAAGCAUCUAAAUAUCCAGCAGGAUUCCUUCCUGCACCACGUAGUCCUGGUGCAUUUCUGAUUUCCCCCCCAUCCGCCGGAAAACAAGAGUGUUACCCUCAUUUUCAUCUACUGGAGCGAAGGACGCAAAUGACUACAACUCCCAGUUUGCACGUGUCAUUUAAGGACGACUUGCCCUUUAAACUGCCAGAGUCCAAAAAUGUGUGCUAUGUUGCAAAUAGCAGAAUGCUUCAGGGCUUGUAUAUCCACAGUUUUUCACCAGAUAUGCAUUGCUUUCUAAUUAUAGAGCAGUCUGUCCACCGUUUUUUUUUUUUUU